ACGACAAGCGAAAUGACACCGCGUGUGGAGAUACUGUUUGACAAUCUGGCUGUGUACAUGGUGUGGAAAGUGAGUGAAGAGACCCUGCUCCGGGGUGCUGCCUCUCAACAGCAGCAUCAGCAGCGACAGUUCACCAACGCGUACGACCAACGCACGCUGCAUCAACCGCUUAAUGCCCUAUUUCGGAUUGAGUACGCUAUUCAGACCAGUCAGCCGACCGUCAACCCAGCUCUGGUGGGAUUGGUGGAGCCUGACCCUCCCACUUGGACGGACCCUCAGCUUGUCGAUGAUGCGCCACUCUACGUGAUACAGCAUCAGUAUCCUUUCUAUCUCACUGGCAUUCUCGCCGACAGUUACGCUCUUCUGCGCUGGCCACAGGCCUGUGCGAAUCACUUGACUGCACUUUCGACCCACUGA
Dibothriocephalus latus is the source of this 417-nucleotide messenger RNA. The record is from the annotation of a GenBank genome assembly. NCBI's taxonomy places the organism in Eukaryota, Metazoa, Platyhelminthes, Cestoda, Diphyllobothriidea, Diphyllobothriidae.